CAAUCACAGUGCUGGUCCCGUUAGUUUCAUUGUGGAGCUGCAGCAGCUGCGCCAUCAUCUGUUACAGUGAGCAGAGGAGGCGAGGGACCGGUGGGGGGGCAUUAUAAUAAAGCCGUCUCCACAAAAUAUUGUUUACAAGCAAAGACGAAAAUCGCUGUGAGGACGGCGAUCAUGGGACGUGUGAUGCUUUAAUCAUCUUUCAUUUCAGCUCUUCCAGAGUUGUCGUUGGCCUCGCUGUGGCCCCCCUCAACCGUCCCCUCCUCGCCUGGCUGCUCGGUGUGGAGGGACAGCCUCGUCUAGGCAGUGUCUGGGAAGGCUUCUGUUUUUGCUGUGCAGAAAGCAAUGUGGAGCAAAUAAGAUCCUGAUACAUCGAAACUGCAGAAUUUAGAGAAUGGGCUGUGUGCAAUGCAAGGAUAAGGGAGCAGCAAAACUUACGGACGAGCGGGACGCCAGUAUAAGCCAGAACGCGGGUUAUCGCUAUGGGGCAGAUCCCACACCACAGCACUAUCCCAACUUCGGAGUCACUGCCAUUCCCAACUUCAACAACUUCCAUGCUCCGGGGGGUCAGGGGAUGACCGUCUUCGGGGGAGUCAACUCUUCUUCUCAGACUGGGACCCUGCGCUCCCGGGGCGGAGCAGGCGUUACGCUGUUCGUGGCACUUUAUGACUAUGAAGCCAGAACAGAAGAUGACCUUAACUUCAGGAAAGGAGAGAAGUUUCAGAUAUUGAACAGCACCGAAGGGGACUGGUGGGAGGCCCGCUCACUGUCCACGGGCCUGACCGGCUACAUUCCCAGUAAUUAUGUGGCUCCUGUGGACUCCAUCCAGGCGGAGGAUUGGUACUUUGGUAAACUUGGCCGGAAAGAUGCCGAGAGACAGCUUCUGUCCAACGGUAACUCCAGAGGUACCUUCCUGAUCCGAGAGAGUGAAACCACCAAAGGUGCCUUUUCCCUGUCUAUACGGGACUGGGAUGAUAUUAAAGGAGACCAUGUGAAACACUAUAAAAUUAGAAAGUUAGACAGUGGAGGGUAUUAUAUAACAACCCGAGCCCAGUUUGAAACUCUGCAGCAGCUGGUGCAUCAUUAUUCAGAGAGAGCUGCAGGUCUGUGCUGUCGCUUGGUGGUUCCCUGCCACAAAGGGAUGCCCAGGCUAGCUGACCUGUCUGUCAAAACCAAAGACGUGUGGGAAAUCCCAAGGGAGUCCCUGCAGCUCAUCAAAAGGCUCGGGAACGGGCAGUUUGGGGAGGUUUGGAUGGGGACGUGGAACGGAACCACGAAGGUGGCGGUGAAGACGCUGAAGCCCGGCACGAUGUCCCCGGAGUCGUUCCUGGAGGAAGCCCAGAUCAUGAAGAAGCUGAGACACGACAAGCUGGUGCAGCUGUACGCUGUGGUGUCGGAGGAGCCCAUCUACAUCGUCACGGAGUACAUGGGCAAAGGAAGCUUGCUAGAUUUCCUAAAGGACGGAGAAGGACGAGCACUGAAGUUGCCAAACCUUGUGGACAUGGCAGCACAGGUUGCGGCUGGCAUGGCUUACAUCGAGAGGAUGAAUUACAUCCAUCGAGACCUGCGAUCAGCCAAUAUCCUGGUAGGGGACAACUUGGUGUGUAAAAUUGCGGACUUCGGCUUGGCAAGGCUGAUCGAGGACAAUGAAUACACCGCUCGACAAGGGGCAAAGUUCCCAAUAAAAUGGACGGCCCCAGAAGCUGCGCUGUAUGGGAAGUUCACAAUCAAAUCGGACGUGUGGUCCUUUGGGAUCCUGCUGACAGAGCUGGUGACAAAGGGACGAGUCCCCUACCCAGGCAUGAACAACCGGGAGGUGCUGGAGCAGGUGGAGCGUGGCUACAGGAUGCCCUGCCCGCAGGACUGCCCCAGCUCCCUGCACGAGCUCAUGGUGCAGUGCUGGAAGAAGGACCCCGAGGAGCGCCCCACCUUCGAGUACCUGCAGGCCUUCCUGGAGGAUUACUUCACAGCCACCGAGCCCCAGUACCAGCCCGGGGACAACCUCUGAGCCCCCCCCCCGCGACCCCCCUCCCCACGCCCCCCUGGCUGGGCCCCGGAGCCGUGGGCUCCAGGUGCAUCGUGUCGCUUGGCGGGGCCGCGAUGGACCGUCCCCAGCAGGGAGGGCUGCCUGUACAGUGACUGCCUGUGUAUCGGACGUGCGCAGCUUCCAGUGUCACACACACACACACACCAUUGCCACUGUCCGGAGACACCCAACCCAUUCUGUUCCGACGAGACUGACUUAAAAAACACUGGGAUCGCGAGGUGCUUGAGGUGCGUUCGAGGGAGGGGAGGAAGGACGGCAGUGAUGGGGAUGACAAGAUGCCUGUAUUCAGUGUAAAUAUUAAUUGCUUGUUUACUUAUCCCUUGUGUUUUUUUUCCUGUCUUUUUUUUUUAAUAAUAAUAAUUUUAAAAUAAUGCGCCUGCAGUCCUCUGGGAGACCCACAGUCCUGGGGCGAGCCAGACCCAGUGCUCUUCCUCGGCUUGUAGCCACCCUCGUGUCCUUCCCGAGCGGCGGGGGUGGGUGUCGCUUUGGUUCAAAAAUAAUAAUGCUGCAUUUUCACAGAACAGAAAGUACCCUUUUUCCCCCGUUAAGCUUUGUUGCCGUGCUGCACGGGUUUUCCCUGUCGCGUCUGCUUCUCCUUCGGCCGCCGCUCACACUCGCUGGCGCAGACCCCGGCCAAGCAUGCCCACGCCCUCCCCUCGUUUUGCACUGCCUUUAAGAAGCUAAGAUCUGUUUUUUUGUUGUCGUUUUGUUUUUGUUGAAUUGCUGUUACUUCUUAAAGUCAUAGGUGUUAGGCUAAUGCUGUAACAAAGUUAUUUUACAAAUAAUGUAUGUUACAUUUUGUAAUAGCAGCCAAAUGUGCAAGAAUGAUUCUUUUAAACAUAUCUCUCUUAGAAGGUUAAACACAGCCUGGCUGGUAAAAUGGCCACCAUUUUAACUGGAAUGAUGGAAGAUUGCUUCCUGCAACAGUCAUGUAGACUGAAAUGACAUGUGGUUUAUUUAAAAUAAUGUAUUAUUACAGUUUAAUGGUCUUAUUUUACCUUGUAUACAGAGUAACAUUUAGAGUCAUUCCAACUUGUCUUACGUCCUUGUUUACUUAAUUUUAAGCAUAACGAUGUAAAAAAGAGAAGUGUUUACAAAUAAUGUCUCCUGCUGUAGGCAGUGGGUUCUCUUUGCUGUGCACCUCAGCCAUCCUGCUUCUCGUUGAGUUACAGUACUAUGCACUCCUUCAUCAGACUUUCUUUUGCUUCACUGACCAUGGAUAUCAAAUCUAAAUUUUGUUACAUUAUACACAUUUAACCGAAUCUGACAUUUCUAGGGAGCA
This is a messenger RNA of Lepisosteus oculatus (spotted gar), 3326 nucleotides long. RefSeq names its product FYN proto-oncogene, Src family tyrosine kinase b (gene fynb). Gene Ontology annotation, molecular function: non-membrane spanning protein tyrosine kinase activity; ATP binding; signaling receptor binding. Gene Ontology annotation, cellular component: extrinsic component of cytoplasmic side of plasma membrane. The record is from RefSeq and is a predicted model, not a curated record. Gene Ontology annotation, biological process: protein phosphorylation; cell surface receptor protein tyrosine kinase signaling pathway; T cell receptor signaling pathway. NCBI's taxonomy places the organism in Eukaryota, Metazoa, Chordata, Actinopteri, Semionotiformes, Lepisosteidae.